Messenger RNA from Caenorhabditis angaria, 1852 nucleotides. Lineage: Eukaryota; Metazoa; Nematoda; Chromadorea; Rhabditida; Rhabditidae. The record is from the annotation of a GenBank genome assembly.
AUGUUACACCUUGAGAAUAAUAACCUUCGAGGAUACCUUCGACACACUGGGCGCGAUAUCGGCUCAUUAAGAGUGUUCCCGGCGAGAGCCGGGAACACCUGGUUCCUGCACCAAGGAAAUUACAUUUCAUUGGUAACCUACUACAGGUUAAGGUAAGUCUUUUCUUUUUGCAAAACUUUUUUUAAUCCAAAAAAUUUUUACAGAUACAACAUACGUAUAAAUGGGAAUGAAAUAGUUGUUUAUCAGCCUGCUGAUCCGGGGUGCUGGUAUCCCGCCAGUAUCGUAAUUUUGGAUGAUUAAUGCAACAUCAACAGCAAGUUCAAGUUCAGCAACAACCAUAUUAUCAUUUGUUUUUCCAUUUCGCAAUCUUCUCUUCUCCCUUUCUUCAUCAUCUCAUCAUGUCUUCCCACUCUCUACAGUCUACACACUCUCUCACCACCACCUGCCUAUUCAUCGAUUGGUUCUUUGAUCAGGAAUUUGAACUAUGCUCAGGAAUUUGAAUAAUGAUCUUUAAAGUUCAAAGCUGUCAAUCAAACUGUCACCUGCUCAUCAUCUGCUCAUCAACAUAUUUUGUUAGCACCCCUCGCACUCUCUCACAUUUGCAUACUCUCUCGCGGAGCAGCUGCAGCUUUUCCCACGAUAGGCUCCGCCCCUUUUUUGCCCCUAAUGCUCCUGAUGUUCUACUAAGAUACAACAAAUUUCUUUAAGUUAGAUCUGCAGGCACUACCGUACUUCAGGAUGUGCCUUUAAACGUGAAAGGCUAUUAUUUUUCGACUUGAAUCACCCAAGAAAAAACACAGAAAAUAAAGGAGAAACAUUAAAGGGACACGUAAUCGCUGCAAGACCAAACACGCAAAAAAUAAUUUCCCCUUUUAUUACCGUUUGUCCCAUGUGAUCGACAAUGUGACUUAAUAGGCUUUUUAGCAGCCAACCCUAUAAUUUGAGCCGAAUCAAAGUAGCAGGUAUGAUUAUUUCGCAUAACUUUACAUUUCGAAAAAUGCAACUAGUUCCUCAAGUAUAUCUCUACUUAUUCUACAUUCCCGGAAUUAUUUCAAGUAUCCUUAUAGCCUUCAUAAUCUCGAAAAAAUAUCUGAAAUUCGGUGCAUUCUUCAAAAUCUUCCUGGUCUCUGGGAUAUUCGAUAUAUUUCACAGUUUGCUGUACUUAUGGCUCCAUUGGGUAAGGUUUUGUUAUCCCAGUGAGCUUUACAUUCAAACUUCGCAUUUCUGCACAUUUUUCGAUCUACUUUUCUGCAUUCUCCAUCUAGUUUAUAACUUUUUAAUGGCUCUCAAUCGAUUUAGCGCAACUUUUGUGAAUUUUAAUAAACUUUGGAGCUCCAAACUCGUUAAAAUCUACCUAAUUACCCUUCUAAUUAUCUCAAUUAUCUCUUGUUAUCCAAUUUUCGUCGAAAAUGCAACAAUUAUAAUUAAUUCUGGGGUAAUUACAAUAUAUCAAAAGCAAGGAUUAAUUAUAGAGCGUAUGAUAGUUGCGGGGUAUGCAAUAAUCUUUGAAACUGUCUCAGUUAUCCUAACUAUCGCAACAAUUUAUCGAUUGAAAAACUUCAAGACUUCUCAUGAGAAGAAAUUGAUUAUUGUGACGUCAUCACAUACUUUAGUCGCCUUCAUAUUUAUAUUAUACGAAACUUCGAUGAUUUUCAAGUUUACUGAUCCAAUUAGUGUAUUUGUGGCCAAUUAUCAUACAACUAUUGGCUAUUUUUUCUUGUGUUUUAAUUUUUAUACAAUUCUUGUUGCUGAUUCGAGGAUUCGACGGGAUUUUUGGAGGAUUUUGGUUUUUUGGCGAAAGAAAAAGAUGGAUAUGAAAGUUAGUAAUGUUAAUUCGAAUAAUUUUCAUUGA